AUGUCAUUGCUGCGUGCUAAUGUCACCGACGUCCCUGAUAGCAUAGACUGGGUGGAGAAAGGAGCUGUGAAUGCUAUAAAAAACCAAGGUCCAUGUGGUUGUUGCUGGGCUUUCUCAACUAUAGCGGCUGUAGAAUCAAUUACUCAAAUCAAGACUGGUAACUUGCCAGAACUAUACGAGCAACAAUUGGUCGAUUGUACUAGCCGAAACAAUGGUUGUAAUGGUGGUUGGAUGGACACUACGUUUGAGUAUAUAGUACAGAAUGGAGGCAUAACCUCAGAAGCUAACUACCCAUACCAAAAAGCAGAUGGAACGUGCGACACUAGCGCAGCAUCCUCGAUUGAGGCCACCGUCACGAGUUAUAAGGAUGUUCCCACCAACAAUGAGGGGGAACUGUUAAAGGCUGUGGCAAUGCAACCGGUUUCGAUAGCCCUAGACGCUAGCGGGCAGGAACUCCAAUCGUACUCAAGCGGCAUCUUCAAUGGGGACUGCGGGACUGCGAUGACUCAUGCCGUCACCAUAGUUGGGUACGGAACAACCGAGGAUGGCACCAAAUAUUGGAAGAUUAGGAAUUCUUGGGGAGAGACAUGGGGUUAAGCUGGCUACAUGAGGAUUCAAAGAGAUUUUGGCCAGCCAGAAGGGCUACGUGGUCUUGCUAUGCAUCCUUCUUAUCCUGUUGUGUGAGUGACUAGUAUCAUCUGGUCAUUCGGAACCUUCUAUCUUACCAAAUUCAUGCGUAAAUAUCCGGAAAAUGCUAUGGCCAUUGGUGUGUCCAAAGAUUGUACUUAAAUGAUGAAGUUAUCUAUAGUGGAAACUUAACUUGUCCAUCGGUAUCCAGCAUUAAAAUUAAGCAACCAAACUUUUCCAGGCUGGGGUGCAACUUUUGUUAGUAGCAUCUGAUGGAAUCUUGAACAAGUCUAUGCUAUCGUCUCCCAUUCCUAGGACGCGGAGUGAGAUGUAUAAGAUUUACAGAGAUCUUUGGUGCCAUCUUGUUUGUUUGAAAACCGGCAAACUUU
Molecule: messenger RNA, 1016 nt
Organism: Eucalyptus grandis
Lineage: Eukaryota; Viridiplantae; Streptophyta; Magnoliopsida; Myrtales; Myrtaceae
Product: vignain
Exons: 2
Cellular component (GO): lysosome
Molecular function (GO): cysteine-type endopeptidase activity
Source: RefSeq, a predicted model, not a curated record